UUACACCAGAAUCAUGACGAGUGCUUUAUGAGCUCUCCAGUUUAUGAUGGCUGUAGUGUCGUGGAAGGAGAUUUGCCUGCUCACUGUGCUGGUGGCGGGCUGCUACUGGAACAGCCUGUUGUGUGGCUUUGUGUUUGACGAUGUCUCUGCCAUUUUGGAUAACAAGGACCUUCGUCCAUCGACGCCUAUUAAAAACCUUUUCCUUAAUGACUUUUGGGGGACCCCAAUGUCAGAGGAGCGGAGCCAUAAAUCCUAUAGGCCACUUACUGUUCUCACUUUCCGCCUGAACUACCUGCUAAGUGAACUGAACUCAGCGUCCUACCAUCUGUUCAAUGUGAUUCUCCAUGCAGUCGUAUGUGUUUUCUUCCUGCGCUUUUGCCGCCUGCUGCUCGACCCAACAACCAGCCUGGUGGCCGCACUGCUGUUCGCUGUUCACCCGAUUCACACAGAGGCUAUCACAGGUGUUGUCGGGAGAGCUGAACUCCUGUCCUCAAUAUUUCUGCUGGCAGCUUUUCUGGCUUAUACCAAGUCAAAAGGCCCAGAUCACUCGAUCGUGUGGACACCCAUCCUUUUUACUGUCUUCCUGGUAGCUGUUGCCACCCUUUGCAAGGAGCAGGGAAUCACGGUGAUUGGGAUUUGCUGUGUCUAUGAAGUAUUUGUUGCUCAAGGGUUCACCUUGCCCAUGCUGAUUGAGACAGCGGUUCAGGUGCUACGAGGGAAGGACGUUUUCCCCUACUCAAUCCUGCAGACCCUGCUGAAGCUGGUGGUGCUGGUUAUUAGCACGCUGCUCCUGGUCAUUGUGCGAGUGCAGGUCAUUCAGUCCCAGCUGCCAGUUUUCACCAGGUUUGAUAACCCGGCAGCGGUCAGCUCCACACCUGCUCGCCAGCUCACCUUUAACUACCUGCUGCCAGUAAAUGCCUGGCUCCUACUUAACCCAUCCGAGCUGUGCUGUGACUGGACCAUGGGCACGAUACCGUUGGUGGAGUCUGUUGUAGACCCGCGUAAUCUUGCAACGCUGGUGUUCUACACGCUACUAGGCCUUUUGGCCUAUCACAGCCUGCGCCAUGGACACAGCUCUGCCAAGACUGUCCUGAUGGCUCUCUCUCUGAUCGUCCUCCCAUUCAUCCCAGCAUCCAACCUCUUCUUCCCCGUGGGCUUUGUGGUGGCCGAGCGUGUGCUUUAUGUGCCCAGCAUGGGCUUCUGCGUGUUGGUGGCCCACGGAUUUAGGAGCCUGGCCUUCAAAGGGGUCUUGAAGAAAGUCUCGUGGUUGUUUAUGGGAGUUCUUCUAAUGACGCAUGCAGUGAAAACAUUCUACAGAACCUGGGACUGGGAGUCGGAGUACACGCUGUUCACUUCUGCUUUAAAAGUAAACAAGAAUAACGCCAAAUUAUGGAACAACGUUGGCCAUGCUCUGGAAAACCUAAAUGAUUAUGAGACAGCGCUCAAAUAUUUCCUCCAGGCCACAAGAGUGCAACCAGAUGACAUCGGUGCCCACAUGAAUGUAGGAAGAACAUACAAGAACCUCGACCGAUCCAAAGAUGCUGAAGAGGCGUAUUUGGUCGCAAAAUCUCUUAUGCCACAGGUCAUUCCAGGAAAGAAGUAUGCUACUCGCGUGGCUCCCAACCACCUAAACGUUUACAUUAAUCUUGCUAAUCUCAUCCGAGCCAAUGAGUCCCGCCUCGAAGAAGCAGACCAGCUCUACAGACAGGCCAUCAGCAUGAGACCCGACUUCAAACAGGCCUACAUCAGCAGAGGAGAGCUCCUUCUGAAAAUGAAUAAGCCCAGUGAGGCGAAGGAUGCAUACUUGCGAGCGUUAGAACUGGACCGCACCAAUCCUGAUCUGUGGUACAACCUGGCCAUCGUAAACAUCGAGAUGAAGGAACAAUCGGAGGCGCUCAGGAACUUCAACCGCGCACUGGACCUCAACCCACGGCACAAACUCGCCCUGUUUAACUCAGCGCUGCUCAUGCAAGAAUCAGGUGAGGCAAAGCUCCGCCCUGAAGCAAACCGCCGCUUCCUGAGCUACGUGGAGGAGCAGCCCAACGACGCCAACGGCUACUUUAACCUGGGCAUGCUGGCCAUGGAUGCUGAGGAAAACGAAGCAGCAGAGCGCUGGAUGCGCAAAGCCAUCGCUCUGCAGCCAGGCUUCCGCAGUGCCCUCUUCAACCUGGCACUCCUCCUGGCCCAGGGCCGGCGCGAACGCGACGCUCUGACCGUCCUGGACGAACUCCUGCACUACCAUCCAGAGCACGCCAAGGGCCUCAUCCUAAAGGGUGACAUUUUAAUGAACCAGCUGAAGGAUACGCAGGGCGCCCGUGACGCCUUCGAGCGCAUCCUGCGGUCCGAUCCGAGCAACGUGCAGGCCAAGCACAACCUGUGCGUGGUGUACUUCGAGGAGCGGCAGCUCGCCCGGGCUGAGCAAUGCCUCCAGGAGACGCUGGCCAUGGCUCCGCACGAGGAGUACGUACAGCGGCACCUUGCUAUCGUCCGCUCAAAAAUCGCUGCUGCCGGGAGGCCUCAGGCGCCGCUAGAGGGAGCGGAGGCUGCAGGAAAGAAGCAGCAGAACGAUCGCAAACAGCAGCGGCCGGGAGGCGACUCGGAGGAAGAGGAGGACGAAGGGCGGCCAGGCACGUCGGGAGUAGGGGAAGAGGCAGGGAGGGAGAAGAAUUUGCGGAAAUCCUCCCCCGCCAAAAGCCCCGACGGCCAGGAGAAGAUGCUGGACAACAGCCAGCCCGACAGGAGGACUAAGAGUAAAUCCACACAAGAGAUUAAAGACAUAGAAAAGAAAAGAGAGGCCGCGUUGAAGAGGCUGGAGGAGAUCGAGCGCAUUUUAAGCACCGAUUAACCUUGUUUGUGUGCCAUCGGACUACUUUUAUACAACUGUUUAGGGCACGGGAUGCGCCUCUGUUGGUUUUCCUGACAGAUUGUUUAUGCAUGUGAGAAGGAAACUGUUUUGUUCGGUUAUUUUUACUGUGAGAGUCACGUUUUUAGGGAUUUUUUGACCCUGGGGCCAAUGAUGGGCGGCAAACAAGGUGUGAAAUUCCAGUAUAAAAAGAGAGAAGCACAAAAUUAGGUACUUUUUAAUGCCCCAGAAUUCUGGAUGCGCAGAAUGUGUGUUUUUUUUAGGAUUUGUUUAUUGUUGGAAAGCACUGGAUCAGUAGUGUUUAACACUCGGGAGACACUGUCAGUUGUUUUAUUUAGAAUCAAAGACAAUUAACGGAAGUGACUUCACUAAGGCGUUCUUUGUGUGUUCCUCAGCUCGAGCUCAGGAUGCCUCUUGGACUGUGUGCGUUUCUUUUUUUAGUCACGGCGUGGCCUGUCCCUCGCCUCCUCGUCUGUUGGUUGUUUUGUGUGUCUGUUCUGUUCUCUUCACCUCAUGGUGUCACAGAUUUAAUUAUAGCACUCUAGCAGUUUUAAGACGGUGCUAAAUCCCAUGGCUGUCAUGUUUCUUUUAGUAAUUGUAUAUAUAUACACUGACCAGCCAUGACAUUAAAACCACCUCCUUAUUUCUAC
Trichomycterus rosablanca is the source of this 3513-nucleotide messenger RNA. RefSeq names its product transmembrane O-mannosyltransferase targeting cadherins 3 (gene tmtc3). The transcript has 14 exons. Gene Ontology annotation, biological process: protein O-linked glycosylation via mannose. The record is from RefSeq and is a predicted model, not a curated record. The coding region runs from base 44 to 2845 and encodes 933 amino acids. Lineage: Eukaryota; Metazoa; Chordata; Actinopteri; Siluriformes; Trichomycteridae. Gene Ontology annotation, cellular component: endoplasmic reticulum. Gene Ontology annotation, molecular function: protein binding; mannosyltransferase activity.